Messenger RNA from Talaromyces proteolyticus, 791 nucleotides. Its product is annotated as putative NlpC/P60-like cell-wall peptidase. Lineage: Eukaryota; Fungi; Ascomycota; Eurotiomycetes; Eurotiales; Trichocomaceae. The record is from RefSeq and is a predicted model, not a curated record. The transcript has 2 exons. Bases 87 to 791 code for a protein of 234 amino acids.
GUCAAGUCCAAUCGACAUCUAUCACCCAAAUUGAGAAAAUAACCUUAUUGUCAAUCCUAAUUUUCCACUUAAAAGCCAAACACACCAUGUUGUAUGUUCCACUCUUCACUGUUUCUAUCGCGGCCGCAAUCUCUGCGGUCAGCGCUUACCCUAUCGACGGAGACGGUGUUCAUUGCCGUUCAGGCCCUGGAACUGGUUACUCGAUUGUCAAGACAUACGGCAAGGGCGAGGAUAUCUCUAUUACCUGUCAAGCCCCUGGCACCGACGUUAACGGUGAUAGUCUUUGGGACAAGACUUCUGACGGCUGCUAUGUAACCGACUACUAUGUGAAAACUGGCUCUAGCGGCUACGUGACCAGCCAUUGUCCCAGCACCGGGGGUGGAGGCGGAUCCGGCACAGGUAUUGUCAAUGCAGCAGAGAAGGAGAAAGGUCUCCCAUACGUCUGGGGAGGUGGUGGAUGCCAUGGUCCUUCUGGAGGUGGUUUUGACUGCUCCGGCCUGACCCAGUACUCUAUCUGCCAGGCCUUGAACAAAGAGAUUCCACGCACAGCCCAGACUCAAUAUGACUCCUCACUGGGCAAGCGUCUUCCCCGAUCAGAAGCGAAAGAGGGAGACCUACUAUUUUGGGCCGAGGGCGGAGACUGUAAAAAUAGCGUAUCCCAUGUCGGAAUCUUCAUUCGAGAGGGUCUGAUGAUUAAUGCUGCUCACACUGGGACUCCUGUUAGAGAACAGUCUAUUUGGACAUCGUAUGGAGGAGAGAGCAUCUGCCCUGAUGUGGUGAGAUUCUGGUAA